AUGUCCAAGAAUUCUUUAAUUUUACUUUCACUAAUUCAAAUAUUAAUCUUAACAUUUGAAGGAAGUUGCCGAUCGAUUGAAUUCGUGCCAACGCAGCGAUACCUUCAUACUGCUACACAUAUUGAUAAUAAAUUAUAUAUCUUGGGUGGACUCACUUUUAAUGAAAAUAAUUAUAUAACUGAAAAGAAUAAAGCUUUUAUUGGCACAGACAAACAAUUUUUUUACUUUGACAUGUCCAUACCGUUCAACACCAAAACCAUGUUAUGGGUUGACCAAACAGAUUUUGAUAUUAUCCCAAACCAUAUCGCUGCUACAUCCUCCAUAGGUUGCGCAAACAAUAACACUUUUCUUUUAUAUGGUGGGAAAUCGUUGCUUUCACGUAUGGAUACGAAUUUAGUAUACGCGUUUAAUACACAAACAAAUUCUUGGAGUGUACCAAAAUUAACUGAUGGAAAUUUCAACAUUAAAAAAGACAGCCUAAAAGGAAUCAUGCAUAACGGAAAAAUGUAUUUAUUCGGUGGUUUGAUAGAUGGACAACUAUCCAAUGAUAUGCUUAUCUUUGAUACCAUCAACAUGAACUUUACAACGGGAAGUUCGGUUAAUGCGCCUUCUCCAAGGAAACAUUACGGAGCAGCUUUGUUUGACAAUCAAUACAUUGCCUAUUUCGGUGGCAAAGCUGAUGACAUUGGAGAAUUUCAGAUGAGCGAGAUCCACAUAUAUGACACAAUGAAUGAUAGUUGGACCAAUAGAAAAUCUACGGGAAACGUUCCUACCGCUAGAUCGGGGUUUUCCGUCGUACUAGGGUUAGAUGGAAAACGAUUAAUAAUUUUUGGUGGUAAUCAAACUUACUUGCCGGAGGCACUUUACGUAUUAGAUUUACAGACGUUUGUAUGGUCCAUUCCAAAAACUUCUUCUGGACGGAAACCAAAAGCCAGAUUUCUGCACCAAGCGAACGUGAUUGGAAAUUUUAUGGUUAUAACGUUCGGAAUGGGUUAUAAUACAACGUUAAAAGAACAUGACGUUUUAUUGCUCGAUAUUAGCAAUAAUGAUGAAUAUAAGUGGACGAACGUCUUUGACCCUAGUCCUCCUGAGACUACAUCUCUACCAAUGCCUCCAACGCCAUCAUCGUCAUCAUUUUAUCUACAGCAGUCCAAUGGACUAGGAGCUCUGGUUGGCGCGGUAAUAGGAUCUUUAUUUAGCGGUAUAUCUUUAUCCUUUGGAAGUAUUCUUUUAUAUAGAUGGCAUAAGGAUAGGAAAUAUCGAAGGCAAGCAAUACCAACCCCGGGAGAAAGAAAAAUUAUUAACUGA
Funneliformis caledonium is the source of this 1308-nucleotide messenger RNA. Lineage: Eukaryota; Fungi; Glomeromycota; Glomeromycetes; Glomerales; Glomeraceae. The record is from the annotation of a GenBank genome assembly.